This is a messenger RNA of Pestalotiopsis fici W106-1, 2691 nucleotides long. RefSeq lists its product as uncharacterized. Gene Ontology annotation, biological process: protection from non-homologous end joining at telomere; double-strand break repair via nonhomologous end joining; interstrand cross-link repair. Bases 1 to 2691 code for a protein of 896 amino acids. Gene Ontology annotation, molecular function: 5'-3' DNA exonuclease activity; damaged DNA binding. Lineage: Eukaryota; Fungi; Ascomycota; Sordariomycetes; Amphisphaeriales; Sporocadaceae. The transcript has a single exon. The record is from RefSeq and is a predicted model, not a curated record.
AUGCCCCCAAAGACCUCCAAGCCCAAGACCCCCCGGCAGACGAAACUCAACUUUGGCGCAGCUACCAUCGGGUCCGAUUCCAAGUCUUCGACCAAGAAGGCUGUCAAGAGCAAUGGCAACAUACUCAACUUCUUCAAGAAGAUCGAGGUAGAGGAGCAGUUGUUUAUGGAACAAGGCCCCGCUUACACGAAUGCCCUCUCGAUCGUCGAGUCAAAAACCAAAGUGAAGGAGGAGGACGACAUUGACGAACUCUUUGAAGAGGCAGCGGAAGAGGAUGGCGAUUCUCCGUCAAGGUUCAAUGAAGAUCCGGGUUCAUCCAAGAGGCGGAAACUGAGCCACAAUGGCGUCAAUGGAAACGGCGAACUUCAUAAUGGCCAUUUGGAAGAGGAGCGAGAGGUGGUUAAAAUAGAAACACUGCCCGAACCAACCAAAUCAAAACCAAGCAAGAAAUCACGAAAAGGCCCGUUUCUGGACGACUCGGAUGACGAAGACAAUGUCCCGAUGCCCAGUUCUCCUUCAAGGCAAGACACGAAAGGAGAACCCCCUGAUGACGUUGUACUAAACGGAGCCACGAAAGCAGACCUGCCCCCGGUGCGCCCUGAACUUCUCAGAGAUGAAAGCUGCUCAGUCCGACCCUUGACUCCCGGCCUCCAACAGGAAGACUCGACGUACGAAGACUUUAAAACUAUAGAAGAGAUGGACGAUGGCUUUGAUGAGGAAUUCGACAAUGCAGAGGAGGGAGAGGAGUUUCGCUACAUGCGCUAUAUGCGAGAACAAGCUCGGCUCGAGGCUGAGGAAGCAGGACUUGCUCCCGAUGACGAACUCGAUGAUCCAGCCCCCAAUGAUGGCAUGGUAGAGAGCUGCCCUAUUUGCAACGCGAGCUUAUUUGGAAUAACCCCGGACCAAGCAACGACACAUGUCAACGCUUGUUUAGAUGGCAACCCUAUGCCGGUACCGGCGCCAGCACCUGCGCAUUUGAAGAAGCAACCCUCUGAAGAUAUACCAAACACAGUGGACGCGCCCGAGAUAAGCAAACGUUUUGCAAAAGCCGCUGUGCCGAGACCUGGGCAAUCCAACCCAAUCAGCCUCGGUGGAGGCGAAAGCUCGAGUACAGCAAAGACAGGCUCUGCUUUUAGCAAGCUAAUGUCGGGUCAUGCUGAAGAUUCGGCAUGGGCGUCGGCUGCUGCUGCUGAAAAUGCUUCUAGAGGAAAGCCCGCGUACGAACGAACCUGUCCCUUCUAUAAAAUCAUGCCUGGUUUCUUUAUAUGUGUCGACGCCUUUCGCUAUGGCGCUGUCAAAGGCUGCAAUGCCUACUUUCUGAGUCAUUUUCACAGUGAUCAUUACGUGGGAUUGACCCGAAACUGGUCCCACGGGCCGAUAUACUGCAGUAAAGUGACGGGAAGCUUGGUGAAAUCGCAACUUGGGACAGCUGCCCGUUGGGUGAAAGAGAUUGAGUUUGAGGAGACUGUCGAGAUUCCCGGCACAGAAGGGGUGACAGUCACAAUGCUGCCGGCAAACCAUUGUCCUGGAAGUUCACUGUUUCUGUUUCAAAAGCCCAUGGGGAAAGGUCCUUCUGCCCGGAAACAACGUAUACUCCAUUGUGGUGAUUUUCGUGCCUGCCCAGCUCAAGUUGCCCAUCCCCUACUGAAGCCAGAUACCAUAGACUCAAUAUCUGGCAAAGCGAAACAGCAAAAGAUAGACAUUUGCUAUCUCGACACGACAUAUCUCAACCCAAGGUACUCUUUUCCGCCCCAGGAAGACGUCAUCAACGCUUGCGCUGAGUUUUGCAAAACUAUUUCUGGCGAUCCAAACGCCGUCGACGACGCUUACGAUGCGCUGAAGCGAGAGAAGGGCACAGAGUCAGUAAGCAAAUUUUUCACCAAGGAGCCGUCAAAGGACGAGUCCGAGGAGAGUACCACCAAUUCUCCAAGACAAAAGCAUCGCCUGUUGAUCAUCUGUGGCACUUACUCCAUUGGAAAGGAGCGCAUUUGCAAAGCCAUUGCCCAGGCUUUGAACACGAAAAUUUUUGCGUCACCUUCCAAGAUCCGGCUGUGCAAACAGCUCGGCGAUCCAGAGCUCUCGGCACUCAUGACGAGUGACCCACGCGAGGGCCAAGUCCACAUGCAGAUGCUCAUGGAGAUACGCGCCGAGACAUUGCAAGAGUACCUCAACACGUACAAGCCGCACUUUAGCCGCAUCAUUGGUUUCCGGCCCUCGGGAUGGAACUUUCGGAACCCGUCCAGCACGGCCAAGAGCGUCAACGCCAACCUGAGCCCGAGCUCGGUGCCCACGACGCAGAUCUUGCACGGGCCGGCGUGGCGGACGAGGUUUGGUCCCCGCGACUUUGUGGCGCAGCGGGGCAGCACCCGCGAGGCCAUGUGCUUUGGUGUGCCGUACUCGGAGCACAGCAGUUUCCGCGAGUUGGCCCUCUUCACCAUGUCGCUGCGCAUCGAAAAGGUUGUCCCGACUGUCAAUGUGGGCAGCGAGCAGAGCCGCAAGCGGAUGAAGGCCUGGCUGGAUCGCUGGAUGAGCGAGAGGCGGCGCGGCGGUGUUGUGGGACUACUUUUGGACGAAGAGAAUGAGCCGGCUCAAGAUGCUCAUGGCAUGGAAAAGGCCGCAGUUGGUAAGAAGGGCAAGGAAGUUGCUCUCUGGGAGGGAAAAGAUGGACGCGGUGGCGGGGUCUAUUGGUGA